Molecule: messenger RNA, 2274 nt
Organism: Fusarium fujikuroi IMI 58289
Lineage: Eukaryota; Fungi; Ascomycota; Sordariomycetes; Hypocreales; Nectriaceae
Product: related to sensor protein hoxX
Exons: 1
Coding region: 1-2274 (757 amino acids)
Biological process (GO): biosynthetic process
Molecular function (GO): catalytic activity
Source: RefSeq, a predicted model, not a curated record
AUGGGUUCACUGAAGCUAUCACGAGGUACCAGCGAGACCAGCCGGUCGAGCGAUUCGGGUGAGCGUCGCCUGCCUACUACACCUCCCAUGAAGAUCCUCUUUCUCUGCACCGCGCACAACUCGCUCUCUCAGCAGCUGUAUCUUAUCCUCAGUCAGAAACACGAUGUCACGAUUGAGUUUGCGCUCUCCGACAAAGCCAUGAUCGAGGCAGCGACUCUGUUCCAACCAAACGUCAUCGUCUGCCCCUUCAUGACUACUCGAGUCCCAAGCGAGAUCUUCUCAAAGUAUCUCACCCUCAUCAUCCACCCUGGACCGCCAGGUGACGCAGGACCAAGCGCCCUCGACUGGGUGCUCAUGGGCGACGAUGGCAACGUCAUAGACUCUGAUCAACUACUCAAGUCCCAGUCCUGGAGCCAGAACAGCCGGUCGCAUUGGGGUGUCACAGUCUUACAAGCUGUUGAGGAGAUGGACGCUGGCCCAGUCUGGGCAUUUGAGCAGUUCAAGAUCGACAUCGACGCGCCCGGAGUCUCCAAGUCAACACUCUACCGCAAAGAGGUCACCCAAGCAGCGAUUAUUGCCACCGCUACUGCUCUGCACCGCAUCGUCUCUGCAGCUAACGGCUUCUCCGAUUCAGGCAUUGCAGCAGCUCUCUCGCGACUGUCACUGCUGGACAAACAGGAUAUUCACGGCAUCUCAGUCGACCUUGUCCCCAACCGCAAUUAUAAAAGCCUAUCCGUGACACUGCGCAAGCCCUUCCUCGGCGGACCGACACAUCGCCGACCACUUCUCAAGGCAGCGGACCGCAACUUCGACAUCCAAUACGAACCCGCCCGGACGAUAUCGCGAAAGAUAAGGUCUGCUGACUCGCAGCCUGGCUGCCUCACAAAGCUGUUUGGAGGAGUCGGUCUCUACGUCUACGGAGGUACGAUUGAGGCUGGGAGGGAUGCCAAAUGCAAACGCGGACCUGGACAAAUCAUUGGUUGCAGAGACGAGGCUGUCUGCGUCGCCACCUGUGAUGGACACGGAAUCUGGAUCACUCAUAUCCGCCGAGUGAAGCGCAAGGCUGAUCCGAUGCUCUGGCCCAAAGUCCCCGCUGUCUCAGGCCUUCUCGAUCUCGGCCUCAUCAACCAAAGCACCCUGAACAGUUCACUAUCACUACGCCCUCUCUUCGAAUGGUCCAAAGCAACAUACUCAACCCAUCAAGAGAUCUGGGUAGAAUUUGCUGCGAGUGCGGGCAAGCGCCAAGUCGCCUUCGUCUACUUCGAGUUCUACAACGGUGCCAUGAGCACAUCUCAAUGCUCGCGACUCAUCGAAGCUCUUGAAUUCGUCGCUUUGCAUGAGGCUCUUGAUGCCGUCGUGCUUAUGGGCGGCGACUCAUAUUUCAGCAACGGUAUCGCCCUCAACGUCAUCGAAGCCAGUGAUGACCCUGCAGCAGAGUCUUGGAAGAACAUCAAUCGCAUCGAUGAUGUGGUGCACAUGCUACUGGACGUAUUUCCUCGGAAGAACGUCACUACUAUUGCGGCGCUGAGAGGGAACUGCGCUGCUGGCGGCGUGGCUUUGGCAGCUGCUUGUGACGUGGUCAUCGCAGGCUCCGAAGUCGUCCUCAAUCCCGCCUAUCGAACCCUCGGACUCUACGGCUCUGAGUAUCACUCUCUAUCCUACGUCGGUCGCUGUGGACCAGAGCGCGCAAAGUAUAUUUUGCGUGCUAUGCUACCCAUGUCCGCUUCUCAAGCAAGAGACAUGGGUCUAGUUGAUAAGGUCCUCCCAGCUUCCGGGCAUUUCCUUGACAUGAGAAUACGCCAUCACAUCAAAGAGCUGAGCUUCACGACUUACAAACCCGGCAAGUGGAAGUCCAAAGUCGAUGUGAGUCACACUGGGCUUACAGCAGCGAAAACCCUCGAACUUGGCGAGAUGGCCAAAGACUUCUGGAGCGCCAGGUCCGAGAGGUACAACACACGACGGCGAGGCUUUGUUCGGAAAGUCAAGCCAACACAAACGCCGCUACGCUUCGCGACUCAUAGACGACGAGAUGGGGACCUUGAUGAGGAAGAGUCUGACUAUUUCGAUGAUGUCGCAGUGUUUGAGAAGCUGGUCAUCGAGAGAAUUUCCAAGGAGAGACUAUCCAAGAUGGACGCAAGGUUGUUGUCCCUCCACGAAGAACUCAGGUCUCACGACCAUCCAUCUAGCAAAGGUGGUGAGACAAGAAGGCCACAGGAAGGCAAGGGUUUGAUGUUUCCUUGUUAUUAUGAAGUAGAUACCCACGUUUGCACUUGA